Messenger RNA from Ochotona princeps (American pika), 1807 nucleotides. Its product is annotated as sperm motility kinase Y-like. Lineage: Eukaryota; Metazoa; Chordata; Mammalia; Lagomorpha; Ochotonidae. Bases 83 to 1693 code for a protein of 536 amino acids. The transcript has a single exon. Gene Ontology annotation, biological process: intracellular signal transduction; protein phosphorylation. Gene Ontology annotation, molecular function: ATP binding; protein serine/threonine kinase activity. Gene Ontology annotation, cellular component: cytoplasm. The record is from RefSeq and is a predicted model, not a curated record.
GCACAGUUAGGGUUCGUAUUAGUUAGAGUUUGUGCAUCCCUUUAGAGAGAGCAGUUGAGAGAGAGUAGUCAGGGAACCCCCAAUGGAAGGACACGUGGACUUGGAGGCUGUAGCCUGCAAGCCCCUGCAGGUGGAGAUCGUGUCCGUACUCGGUGAGGGCACAUUUGGCGUGGUGUUGCUGGCCCGCACGCCAUCGGGGACGCAGGUGGCUGUGAAGGUAGCCCAGGAAGAGGACAGUCCCCACGGCUCAAGCAACCUGAGGCAUGAAGCAGGCAUCCUCCGCAGGCUGAAGCAUGAUCACAUCAUCCGGUUGCUGCAGGUGGGCCAAAUAGGAGGGCGCCUGUGCCUCCUCAUGGAGCUGGCGAACGGUGGUAACCUCAAGAGCUAUGUGAUGAGCCGUGGUGGUCUGGAAGAGGACGAGGCCAGGGACUUGUUGGGUCAGGUGCUGGGGGCCGUGGAGUACUGCCACGGACAGCGCAUAGCGCACAGGGACCUCAAGCCAAGGAACGUCCUGCUGGACUCGAGCAUGCACGUCAAGCUGGCAGAUUUUGGCCUCAGCUGCCUGCUACCUGAGGGCGAGCUGGUGAUAGGCUCCUGCGGGACCCUCAAGUACAGUGCCCCAGAGGGCUUUUUGCACCAGCCCUAUGAUGCUUUUAGGGCCGACAUGUGGAGUAUUGGUGUCAUCCUGUUUUGGUUGUUGACUGCGGACUUGCCCUUCAAAGGGGCAGACAAGGCGGAGCUGCAGCGCUCCGUGCUGUGUGGGGGCUACGCACUGCCCUUCGAGGUGAGCCCCGCCCUGGAGGACCUCCAGGGCUGGCUUCUGUCGUGGAACCCCAAAGAGAGGCCCACGGCAGCACAAGCUAGGCAGCAUGCUUGGUUUGCGCCCUGCCCAGAGAAAGCAGAGGACCAGAAUAUCACCCUGGUGCAGCCGCUGGGGGCUCCUGAAGACCCAGAAGCCCGGAAGUACCUGGCAAGCCUGGGGUUCCUGCCAACCCCUGAGGAGGCCAUGUUCUCAGGCACUGGUGGCCACAGCCUGGAACAGAAUACACACACAAAGGAGUGUGCCUUGCCCCUUGAAAUGAGCUCCAGGCACAGCCUGCCCGAGCUACACAGGGUGUCUUCACUGGCAAAUAGCAGGAAGGUACACAGCGAGCCUGGCCUGCCCAGCCAUGAGCCCCUGUCACCUCAGAGUCAAGAGGAGUCCACGUCAUCCAGUUCAGGUACUUUAUUCCCUGGCCAGGUACAGGAGGAGAGGGCCCCCAGCCUCAGCCUCAGUGCAGCCCCAUGCCCUGGCCCUGUGGACUUCCAGUCCAGUGCCAGCCCCAGUCUUGACACCAGCACAAGCAGCAGCGAGGCCCAGGUGGAGAUGGAAGGGCCAGCAGCUGUGCUGGUGGAGGCUGUGACCCCAGCAGCACCAGUCGCAGCAGAGCCCGUGGAGCCCUUCCCCUCUACCUGUAUCAGCAGAAGCAUUGAAGACCAGGUGGUGGCAUCAGAGAUUCCUGUAUCUGAGCCCGAGGAGCCUGGGGGCUCACCUGCCACGUGUGUCCAGAGGAGACCUGGCCGCAAGGGACUGUGCAGAAGAAUUAGCAGGGCGAUCAUCAAGUUUCUGAGGCAAGCCUGCUGUAUGGGACCAGCUCCAGAUAUCAGCUCCGGCAGGCUUGGCAUCCAUAGCAGGAAGGUGGCCCCCAGCUAGUCUAACUUGGGGCAACCCCAGAGCAGGGGUCUCCACAAUCAACCCAAUGAGCCCGAUGCUUUUCUUUCCACUGAGCCUUGACUGGGAUUCUCAUGAAUAAACAUCAUAACUGCA